CACUAUUUUCAUCAGUAUCGCCUUGAAUCCUUCUCUUGCAAAUCAGCUUCCAUUAAUUUUCAAUGCAUCUUUCCCCCUCCUUGUGUUGAAUUCAAAAUGCAAUUCAAAAUCCUUAGCAUGCUAGUAGCUUUUGCUACUGCAAACCUCCCGCCAAUAAUUUACCGGGGCGACGCUCGCAGUCCUGAGACAAUCAGAGCUCAUGGCGGUUUCCUCCCGCGCGGCGGCUCAUUUGGUGAACCCAAGGAUUCUGACAUGAGCUAUGAUCAACACGUUAAAAUGGAGCCCGGCAAACCAGGAUAUAACCAAGAUCCGUUCAUUUCAACCUCUAAAGAUUAUGACUGGAUUUAUGGAUACUUCGGAAGGCAUUUCAAGGGCAGGGAUGUGUGGAUCUAUUACAUCAAGACAGAGGGCCUCAGGAAUGCGAUUGAUAUUAAUCAGGCUUAUAUCGAAGACGGCAUCCAAAACAAUCACGCCAUUGAAGAAGAAGUUGCGGUGAAACAUAUCAUCCCUUGGUCCCAGGUUGUUAAAUGGGAUAGAUACAAGAUUAGCGCCGACGGGAAAGAAAAGACAAGAAUAACAGGCUAAUAACCUUUGUACCCUAAGAGAAU
Molecule: messenger RNA, 608 nt
Organism: Colletotrichum navitas
Lineage: Eukaryota; Fungi; Ascomycota; Sordariomycetes; Glomerellales; Glomerellaceae
Exons: 1
Coding region: 97-585 (162 amino acids)
Molecular function (GO): toxin activity
Source: RefSeq, a predicted model, not a curated record